UUAAAUAAUGGAAUUCUCACAAAAAGUUUUAUACUUGUUGCAAUUGGGACACUUAUUUUGACUUCAAAAUAAUUUCGAAAGAGUGAUUUCGGAUUUUUGAUGUAAAUUUUGAUCAAACAAAGAAAAAACUAAAAUCGAAACCAAAAAAUAAAUUGGAAAUAUUGGUAAUUAUUUUUAUAAAUGAUGUUCAGAUUAAUGGUGAUUAAAUGUUAUCAGAUUUAUACAAUUUAGCAAUCCAUGUACUAAUUUUUCAGAUGGUUGAUGAACUUCUGAACAUUGAGAAAAAUCCGCUAAGCCGCAAUAUAACAUGUCAUCUGACGCGCCUUUGUGCUUGUAUGACGCUGACUUUGGAGGAGAAUUUGAGUGGAUUUACGAAGCUGAAUGCCAUGAAGACAACCUCACCUCCCUCCAGCAGCUUUGGGCUGAGCAUUCCAUCAAAGCAACAAUGGUGAAGAGCAUGCUGAAUGACCUCGAGAAAGCUAAAGUGGAAACAGACUGAGACAUUGCGCCCUGGUGUGAUCUGAGUCCCCCUUUACUGAUGCAGUCUGAAUGGCUCCUAGAAGACAGGAAUCCUAAGGUGCUGAUGGAGAGACAGGGAGGCUUGACCCUUGACGAGAUGAUAGCAUCACACGAGUCGAGAAAACAGCGAUGGAGAGAAAAUGCUGAAAUUGAAGCGCAGGACGAUAGCAGUGAAGAGGAGAUGACGUCACAGAAACGUCAACGGCUUGAAAUUGAUAAGCCUAGCCACAUAGAUGAUAAGCCAUUUGGAACAUUAGAUAAACCCAAGUCCGGAGAGAAUAAGGAUCCUCACAUAAUUUAUGAAGAAAACAAUAAAGAAGAUGAUGACACUGUAAGGGACAUUGAUGGAAAAACUACUAGUAUGAAGGCUGAUCAAGAUAUUUGCGGUUCUAAAACCUCUCUUAAAGAUAAUGGGGAGGAAAACUUUCCUUUGAGAAUUGUCAUGAGAAAUUCUCAGUCCAAUGAUUAAUUUGAAAAAUAAGACGUUAAUCAGGAUUUUGUUGUAGAAUACAUUGAAAUUUAUUUGCAAGGAUUAAUGCUAUUGAGAAUUUUAAAACAUGGUUAUAAUGGAAUCGUGUUGAAAUACAAACUGAUUGAGAAAAUUUAUUUCAUUUUUAGAUUUACUGUACAUCAGGUUACGAUACUGACCAAUUUGAUAGAGAAUAUCUCACGACAAACACAGAGGUUAAUAAUGACACAUAUUACUCGAUGAUUUAUACUGCAAUAAGACAUGGACUCAAGCUGCUCAAGGUAAAGGAAAGGCAAAGUGUUAGAGAAGAACCUGGAUGAAAACUUUUACCAGUUGUAUGGUAGAAGGGUGAUAAUUGGUGAUCAUUACUUCAAUGUCAAGGCAAGUUGUUGGAAUUAGAGAGGAGAGCAUAGUGGAGAAGGUCAAGGUUAAUGGUGUUUAUGACACUGAGGUCAAUGUAUAGAGAAAGGGACAUUGAAAAGGUCAUGGCCUUAGAUGAAAAACAAGGUCAAUGUUGUUCAUCACUCUAAGGUCAAGGUCUGUUAUUCAAGUCAGAGUGGAGAGAAGGCUUCAGAGGCUUCAGAGAAAAAAAAACAAGAUCAAGGGUUUUCAUUACGCUUAAGGUCAAGGCCAGAAUUUCAUGUUAGAGAGGAGAGAAUAGUUGAAAAGGUCAAGGCUGUGGAAAACAGAAACCAAACAAACAAGGUUUUUAUCAGUGUAGUUGUAUAUAAUGGGUGCUAUAUGUUUGAGGUUCAUUACCCUAUGUGUGUACGGUCAAGGCCAGUAGUUUGCUUUUAACCAUGUGAGUCACUGCAGUUGGACCAAAAUCAAAUGAAUUGAACUGAUAUUCAUCAUUAAUCUGUCACAUAGAAUUGAGUAAAGCAUGUUUACCUUGUUUUCUUGUACUCUAGAUAUAUGGAGUUAUUGAGCGUAUGUCAGGCUUUUUUGUGUUUGUGGUAAUUUUGACCACUAUUUUGGUUAAGUGCUUUCUGUGUUUAUUGGUUGCUGUUGAUUGCCUUAUUCUAGAGAAGCACUUUUUUCAGAUUUUUUAGUUCUGGUCAAUUUUACAAGGCCAUUAUUUAAUUUAUUCGAAAAGCACUGAUAAAUUGUUUUAUAUUUGUGGUCUGCUGUUGCAUGAAAACUAAACCCUCCCAAAAUGCAACAUCAUUGAGGGUUGCUUGCAGAAAAAGAAAUAAAUCCGUUUGGUCUGCUGGAACUUACAACAGCCGUGCUGGAGGUCUUCAGUAUGUUUUUUUUUAUCAUGAUCAUGAACUUUGUAAAUUUUUUUUUUUUGAAAUAUGUAAAAUGUGUGUUUUACACAUUGUCUUCUGUUUUAUUGGUUUGUUAACUAAAUUUAUAUUUUAUGGUAUGUUGCCAUGGUAAUGGGACCAUUGUUUACAUUUUAUACUUCCAUUGUUGUUGAAAAAACAUUAGAAUAUAUGAAUAUUUAUAUUUAUACUCCUGCAAACAAAGUUUGAAGUCUGCAUAGGGUUGGUCUGUUGGGCGGAUAGUCAGUUGGCUAAAUGCUGUAUAGCGAUAUUCUCCAACAGUUUAAGAGAUAAUACUCUGAUACUAUGUACACAUUCCCACCUUGAUGGGUAAUAUUGCCUGAAGUAUUUUUAUUGACCUGUGGCCACCACGACUUACACGUACAGUAACAUGCCCUAGAGUAGGAUUUUUACACAUUAGGCUACUUGAAUAUUGAGGUUUGUGAAGCGAACAACUCCCACAGUUUCAGAGGUAUUUCUCUGGCCCAAUUUUCUGGAAACUUCAUAAGUCCCUUUAAACAGGAUUAAGUUAAGCUGACUAUUUGUUGUUUUUCAAUAAUUUGCGAAAUAUUUUCUUGUUUUGUAUACUUUAGACAGGAAUUAUCUUUAUGAUAGCAUGGACCCGUAGUAGGUACGUGAUGAUAAUAUUAAUGUUCAAAACAUAAACUCAUGUGCCACCCCUAUCAAAGAUUCAGACC
Messenger RNA from Mya arenaria, 2954 nucleotides. RefSeq lists its product as uncharacterized. The coding region runs from base 539 to 988 and encodes 149 amino acids. The record is from RefSeq and is a predicted model, not a curated record. Lineage: Eukaryota; Metazoa; Mollusca; Bivalvia; Myida; Myidae. The transcript is spliced from 5 exons.